GCGCGUUUUCCUCGCAUUGCCUCCGCGACCUCGUCGUCACAAUUCCCCCAUUUCCCGAUUCCUCUAAAACUUUCCCCAAUCCCCCCUCCCCGAUUCGGAGCACGCGCUAAUGGCGACGAAAUGCGCUGCCGCCGCGGUCAAUCUGGCCACCGGCCGCCCCCGCAAGCGCGCAAGGCUUGGCUGGGACGUGGCUCCGGCUGCCGAGGCUCAGAUAGGAACAUUUUGUGGGCAAGAAGUUGGUGAUGUGGCCAGACUGCUAUUGUCAGCAAAUCCUUCCGACCAUACUUGUUCGUCUCUGCUCCCGAAGGGUGUGGCUCGAAAUGCUUCCCCUCCUUGGAGAGAAGACGAUAAAGAUGGCCAUUACAUAUUUGCUGUUGGAGAGAAUUUGACCUCUCGCUACAAGAUAUACAAAAAAAUAGGUGAAGGUACUUUUGGUCAGGUACUAGAGUGUUGGGACCGAGAAAGAAAAGAGAUGGUGGCUAUUAAAAUUGUUCGUUCUGUAAAGAAGUACAGCGAUGCAGCAAUGAUAGAGAUUGAUGUCCUGCAGAAGCUUGCAAGAAAUGAUGCAGCAGGCAAACAUUGUGUCCAAAUACGGAACUGGUUUGACUAUCGUAGCCAUAUUUGUAUUGUCUGCGAGAAGCUUGGCCCAAGCCUAUACGAUUUUCUACGGAAAACUGGCUAUCGCCCAUUCCCAAUCGAUCUAGUACGCCAGAUUGGAGAGCAACUUUUGGAAUCUGUUGCAUUUAUGCAUCGCUUGCAGCUAAUUCAUACUGAUCUGAAACCAGAGAACAUUCUCCUUGUUUCUUCGGAUUAUGUCAAGUUACCUGAUCCCAAGGAUGGAUCAUUCUCAAGGAAACUGCCAAAAUCAAGUGCCAUCAAGUUGAUUGACUUUGGAAGCACGGCAUACCAUCACCAGGAUCGCAGCUAUAUUGUAUCUACUAGACACUAUCGAGCACCUGAAGUUAUUUUGGGACAUGGAUGGAGCUACCCAUGUGAUAUCUGGAGUAUUGGUUGUAUACUCAUUGAGCUUUGCUCGGGUGAGACGCUGUUCCAGACCCAUGAGAACUUGGAACAUCUCGCAAUGAUGGAGAGAGUUCUAGGUCCUCUUCCGCAGCACAUGCUGGAAAGAGCCGACCAACAUGCAGAAAAGUACAUCAGAAGGGGAAGAUUGAACUGGCCAGAAGGAGCAACAACAAGGGAGAGCAUUAGAGCUGUUCUCAAAUUGCCUCGCCUGCAGAACCUGGUGAUGCAGCAUGUGGAUCACUCUGCUGGGGAUCUCAUUGACCUGCUGAAGCGCCUUCUAGCAUAUGAGCCCUCAGCCAGGUUGACUGCUGAAGAAGCGUUGAGUCAUGGCUUCUUCACAAGACAUGGCAAUAGGCGGUCGCUAUGACAUCCCUGAUUCUGAAGAAGCGCGAGUCAUGUGGCUUCUUCAAAAGAUAUGGCAGCUAUGCCAUCUGCGAUUCCACUAUGCCAUGUUCAUCCGAUCAAAAAGGAAGGGCAAUCUAUGAGGAUUCAAAGGCAACAGAUACAACCGAUAAUUCAGAUGAUAUCUGAGCUAGUGCUGGUAGAAGUAGAAGCUUGUAUGUUGUGAUUGACUGAGAAAACAAAAUUGUAAAGCUCCCUUAACAAAAUUGUAAAGCUCCCUUAACAAAAUUGUAGCAAAAUCAUAGAGAGAUGCCGGAUUGAUAUACCGUAUACGUCUACUAGGAGCACAUGUUGUGUCUGAAUACUGCAGUGUGGAGUUGCAUACAAACCCGAGUUUGUUAAUCAGCUGUUACAAAUUGUUCGGCACAAUGCAAGUUACAAGUCGCAGGUGAAAUGAAUAUUUUUUUUGAAGAAAUUGAAAUGAAAUUUGUUUGUCGUU
This is a messenger RNA of Panicum virgatum (switchgrass), 1864 nucleotides long. Its product is annotated as serine/threonine-protein kinase AFC2-like. Gene Ontology annotation, cellular component: nucleus. Bases 110 to 1390 code for a protein of 426 amino acids. NCBI's taxonomy places the organism in Eukaryota, Viridiplantae, Streptophyta, Magnoliopsida, Poales, Poaceae. Gene Ontology annotation, biological process: protein phosphorylation. The transcript has 12 exons. Gene Ontology annotation, molecular function: ATP binding; protein kinase activity. The record is from RefSeq and is a predicted model, not a curated record.